This is a messenger RNA of Lytechinus variegatus (green sea urchin), 1432 nucleotides long. Its product is annotated as zinc finger protein 585A-like. The record is from RefSeq and is a predicted model, not a curated record. NCBI's taxonomy places the organism in Eukaryota, Metazoa, Echinodermata, Echinoidea, Temnopleuroida, Toxopneustidae. The transcript has a single exon. Gene Ontology annotation, molecular function: RNA polymerase II cis-regulatory region sequence-specific DNA binding; DNA-binding transcription factor activity, RNA polymerase II-specific. The coding region runs from base 1 to 1380 and encodes 459 amino acids. Gene Ontology annotation, cellular component: nucleus. Gene Ontology annotation, biological process: regulation of transcription by RNA polymerase II.
AUGAUUAGAUACUUUGAUGUGAUUUUGAUAGCGAAUAGUCGAUCAUGCUCUGAAUUUUGUUUUGAUUUUCUUGUUAUCAAAGGUGGUGAUGACAACGAUUUGGGAUGGAUUGAAGAGGAGGAUAGCGGUGGAGAAUACACGGCUGACAGACACCCUCUGGAAGAAGGUCAUGGUCAAGGUCAAGAAAAGAAAAGAGGUCUCAGCCACACCUCACUGACGGCUGAAACUGUUCUUGCAAUGGACGCAGCAAGCAGGCAGGGAAGAGCUGUUGAAAGAAGGGAUUCUUUGACUAAUGGUGGCAGCUCGCCAUCCGUUCAAAGAGGAAGUGACCUGCACCCUGAUCAGAAGGUUCCUGGAGCGAGAAUGUCGAUUGGUACCAUGGGUAUAUCAAGUCCUUUAAGAUCUUUUCAGAAUGGGUUUGUCCAUUGCAGCGAGGGUGACUCUGGGGGUCCUUCUCUGUACUAUUAUGAUGAAUGCAGUAGGUUCUCAACUGAUUGCAAAUGCUAUGCCAGGCUUGUAAGGGGUCAUGCAGGAGCCGGAGAUGUAGAAAAGGAGAGAGGACAAAGAGACACAAAGGAUAUUAUGCAGGAACAAUAUGAAGAGAGAUCUGUGAUUGAAGGCGAUGAUUCAGAAGUCUGGAAGCAAUCAGGGUUGAGGUCUAGAGGAAGGGUGCCUUCCAAAUUCCAGAAUGGUGCGGAAACUAGUGCUGAUAAUGAAGAUGAUGCAGUCGAGAGAAGAAAACAGCUUGUUCUGAAAGAAAAUGAUCACAUUGAUAUCUGUGAUGGUAAUGGUUCUUCUGGAGCCAUUACCAACAACCCCAAAGUAAACAAAAGAUGUCAAGUUCGGAUGGGACGGCCAGUGAAAGACAAAUCUCGAUUACAGUGUCCGCAGUGUGGCCGUGGCUUCAAGAGAAAACCAGACCUUGAACGCCACUUCCGUGUUCACUCGGGCGAGAAACCCUUUGCCUGUGAACUCUGCGACAUGCGCUUCACCCGUAACUUUGGACUGCGCUGCCACAUGAGAACGCAUGCAGGGCUGAAGAUUCACACGUGCGGCACCUGUGGCAAAUCGUACAGCCGGCGUUACGACCUGGCGAAGCACGAGAAAGCCGUUCACACUGGGGAACUCAACCACAUUUGCUGUGAAUGCGACAAACGGUUUGUCACUGCGCAGCUCCUCCGUGUCCACAAGCGGACGCACACCAACUCGCAGCCGUACCUCUGCCAGGAAUGUGGCCACAGGAGUAACCAUCGCAGCGACCUCAAGAAGCACAUGAGGGUCCACACCAACGAGAGACCUUAUUGCUGUUCGAUCUGUAAGAAAAGCUUCCUACAGAGUGGGUGUUUGGCCAGUCACAUGUCACAUUCUCACAGCAAGUAAAGUCCUACAAAACCAUCACAGUGGUUUAUCAUGUGAAUGGAAUGGGGCGUAC